GAUGGGGAAGUAAAGGACAUUGUCUUUAUUUCACUGUACUGCUUAAUUUUUGUUUAGUUUUUGUACAGAAUUUGCACUUGAGUCUAAAGGAGAGGUUGCAGCUCUGUUCAGAUGUUUUUUUGUCCCACAGUUAGCUUGGGUGCAUUCUACUAGGAAAGCUUCUGUGCCUUAACUAUAAUUUGCAACUCAUGCGGCAUCAAGCUGAGAAACAGCAUUAGGCUUCCUGCUUCUAGUCAACAAGGUAAAAGACCCACCUGUGCUCAUGUCCCUAUGGACAAAGCAGCAGGGGUGUUAUGAUCUGUGUUCAGCUUUCCUCAGACAGCAAAAGAGGAUGAGGAUCUACCAGACAGAAAAAGCCUUGCCACGGCUGCCUGCCAAGCAGACCCAGUUACAAGAGCCAGAGGGAUGGUUGUAGUCACGGGGCAGACCAAAGUGUGUGGACACCUGGGCGAUGCCAUGUCGAGCUCAGAUGCAGAGGAUGAUUUUCAGGAGCCUGCCACUCCAACAGCAACCCAGGCAGAGCACUCCCUGCCCCUGCUUCCUCAGCAGUUCCCUGAAGUGAUUCCACUAAAUGUCGGAGGCACCCAUUUCAUGACCAGGCUGUCAACACUGAGACGUCAUGAAGAUACCAUGUUGUCAGCCAUGUUCAGUGGCCGGCAUUACAUCCCAACAGAUGCUGAGGGCAGAUAUUUUAUUGACAGAGAUGGAACAUUCUUUGGAGAUGUACUUAAUUUUCUACGAUCUGGUGACCUACCUCCAAGAGAACGGGUAAGGUCUGUUUACAAGGAAGCUCAGUAUUAUUCCAUAGGACCAUUGCUAGACAGUCUAGAAGAGCUCCAGCCCCUGAAAGGAGAGAAAGUCCGGCAGGCUUUCCUGGGCUUAAUGCCCUAUUACAAAGAACACUUAGAGCGAAUCAUUGAAAUAGCUAAGCUGCGGGCAAUGCAAAGAAAAGCUCGAUUUGCUAAGCUAAAGAUCUGUGUCUUCAAAGAAGAGAUGCCCAUCACGCCCUAUGAGUGCCCAUUUUUCAACUCCCUCCGUUUUGAAAGGAGUGAAGGAGAGGCCAAGCUUUUUGAGCACCAUUGUGAGGUGGAUGUGUCCUUUGGGCCAUGGGAAGCUGUGGCAGAUGUGUAUGACCUCCUCCAUUGCAUUGUGACGGACCUUUCCAAUAGGGGCAUCACAGUGGACCACCAGUGUAUUGGGGUGUGUGACAAACACUUGAUUAACCAUUACUACUGCAAGCGCCCAAUCUAUGAAUUCAAGAUCACAUGGUGGUAGGCCGUUAGCACAAGGAGCAUGAAAGAGAGCAGGCUGGUGUUUAACCCUCUUUGUGUUUUACCAGUCUGAGUUCUCUGAACUGUGGUAUUGCUGGUAUGUGUUGGAAUCUGUCUAUCUUGCAGGAGGAUUUGUCCUCCAAUCCUAGCUAUGGAGCUCACUGGAAUUCGCCCUACACUUCUUGCUUCAAAGAAGAAAAAUCCUCCUAAAAGGAAGCAUGUUAAUGUGGAUGCUACAGAAUAGUCACAGGCAUAGAUAAGAGUGAUCAUGUUGCUUACAGAGCAUGCAGAGGUUUUUAAAGGGCUCUUACACACUGCUGACCUCCCUCACUCGCUUUGCACUGCUUUGCAAAAGUGGAUCUUGCUGGAGUGGAAUUUUUCAAAGGAUUUGUUUCUGCAGAGAGACUCAGUUGGCUGUUAUGUAGCCACCUGGUGGCAGAAGUGUAUAGCAGCACUUUAUUUUAUACAACGUCCACUUCUGGCCUCAUGAUUUCAUUGUUGUUACAACCUUUAGAACAAAAGAAUGAAGUAUCUCUGAAUACGGAGGUGAUUUAGAAGUGAUUUUUUAAGACAAUGGCUGAAAAUUCCAUAGGUCUGUGUUUUAAAUACUGUUUUAACUAUAAAUCUGUGUUGGGGUAUGUGUAGAUGUGUUGAAAUUUAAUUUAUUUCCACCUUCCUGCUAAGAAAUGAGAAUUUCAUUUCAUUGGAUGUGUCAUGGUUUCAUCAGGCUGUCUAGAUUACGUUCUUCAUAAAAAAACAAUUACUUACAAAAAUGAAUUGUGCCUGCUCUUUACAUUGAGAGCUUUACCUGUUGACAGCAUUUAAAUACAUUUCCUUGCAGAGAUGGGUCUCUUUGCUGAGACCAGUUUAUAUUCUAAAACUGAGCCAACCACAGUGGCUUAUGUCCUGAUAUGACGGUUAGAAGAAGAGGAGGCAUGAAAAAUAGUUCAGUUCUCCUGAUCCAAUAAUACUCAGUGUAUUUCUUCAACUGCUAAGCUAUAGUGCAGUUUGUUGAAUUUGGCUGAUGGUAAUGUGAAUUCAGUUAUCAUGGUUUGUAAACUACUAUUAUGGAUCGGUGUGUUGCACUAAUUCAGCCAAUCACGGCUUACUUAAAAGUGAUAGUUAAAAUAUGGCUUAGCACAAUGCGUAAGUUCAAUAUAGGUAAGAUGGAUGAGCUAGCAACAUAUGCUCACUUUCUGUGCUCUGACAUCAUUUCACCUAACAAACAGAAAAGUCUUGCAUUGUCCUUAUGGUUUGGAUUGGACCAAUGGUUGCCAUCCUUUCAGAGACCUAUGGUGGAGGAAGAGAGGGUGGCUGAAGAAUUUUCAGGAAAAGGAGUAUUUGAACCUUAGAAAAUGCACUUUUUUGCCUCUCUCCUGAAUCCUGAUGUUCAUCAAAUGUUUGAUGGGCCCCCCAUCAAACAAACGAAUUGAGCCCCUUGGGUUUUUCUUUCUCUCCUGUCAUUUUUUGCUUUUUUGUUGUUUUGGGUGACUGUCAGUUGCUAAUCCCAAGGGCUCCUAUGCAGUGCAUAGCUGUUGUACAGAGGUAGAGUAGGAUGCUAAUACAUGAGACCUGUGAGUGAGGUUAGUGUGCUGGCUGCCUGUCUUUUGGUUAGGGUGAGACUGUUGGGAGAUUAAUGACCUUUGAUGUAUUGGGCCUCCCAGGUAGUUGUUGGUGCAACAGCUCUGGAACUGAGGUAGCUGCUGUGACCAAUGUGACAAAUCUAACAUUUGUCCAGAAGAACCUUAGUAUACUUAAUUAUUAAAAUUCCUUUAACAAUGGUAUCACAAUCAAUGCAGUACUUAGAGAUAGGAUACUGCACGUUACUGCAACUUGGAAUUAUUCAGAAAAAAUGUUCCUCAGAAAUGAUUUAGGCUGCAAUCCUAAAAAUACAGAAUCAUCACUUCUGAACACAGUUUGGGAACAUAGGAUUAUUAUUUUCCUAGAACUAUGUUGAUUUUGUGAAUUUAAAACUUUCUCUCCUCACUCUGCCCUUCAGUACAAAUAAAUUGACAUUUAUGUGGAUAAAUGAGAUAACCAGGAUAUAAGUGCUUUACAUAAAUACUAUGUAAUCCUUAAUAUAUUAUAUGGAUUUAAUAGUUUCCAUUAUGAUUAUUCUUUAUACACUUAAAUAAUUUUACUCAGAUGCAUUAUGUACAUUAUGAUCUUUUUGUGCAGUUCUAUAUAUAAAUGUGGGUGUCAGAUAAAUAUGUAUAAAAUUGCAGCCAAAAUGCCGUUUGAAAAAAAAAAUGAGUGAAAUCUAAUUGGAAUGUGGAAGUUACUCUUUAUGUUGAAAUGGCAAACAAUGCUAAGACAAAAUGUGAUUCCCUUCAACUCCUCAUGUGUAAACUGUAUUGAAAUAUGUUAUGUGUCAGUAUUGUGCAAUAAAUUAUC
Molecule: messenger RNA, 3665 nt
Organism: Python bivittatus (Burmese python)
Lineage: Eukaryota; Metazoa; Chordata; Lepidosauria; Squamata; Pythonidae
Source: RefSeq, a predicted model, not a curated record